CCCCGGCGGCCGCCCCCGGGACGCCUGGGACCGGGCCCCCUCCCGUGUUGGCGCGGAUCCCGCAUCUCGGAGCCGCCGGUGGCUCGGGUACCCGCACCCUGCAGAGGAACUUGGGAGGGCACCGGGUGGCUGAGCUGGAGGCGGCUGACGAGGGCGGCGUACUGGCGAUGGAACGCGCCGUAGAACCCUGGGGUUCGGAUCUCCGUGGCCCAGAGGAGAGGGAGCGGUUAAGAAGCGCCCGCACAGGUCUAGGGAGUGAGAAUGUGGUGAUUUCUCAGUCAGAUGUGUUUGAACACACCCCACCAGAGGAGGAUGACUUGGGGUUCAAGGAAGAAGAAGAUUUGGCCUCAGGUCAUGAAGUAGGAAAUGAUUCUCUCAAACCUGAAGGUAUCCAGACCUGGGAUGACUUAUGGGUUCAGAGAGAGGGACUAGGAAAGCCUCAGCCUCGGAAUCGAGGCCCCCGGGUCCUGGGAGAACCACGCUGGGGCCAGGCUAGUGGUGAUCGAACUGCGGUGUGCGGUGAGUGUGGCAAGAGCUUCCGGCAGAUGUCAGAUCUGGUAAAACACCAGCGGACUCACACAGGGGAGAAACCUUACAAGUGCGGGGUCUGUGGCAAGGGCUUUGGAGAUAGCUCAGCCCGCAUUAAACACCAGCGAACUCACAGUGGUGAGAAACCCUAUAGGGCCCGGCCACCAGCCCAGGGUCCCCCAAAGAUUCCUCGGCCUCGGAUACCUGCUGGUGAGCGCCCCACUAUCUGUGGUGAAUGUGGCAAGAGUUUCCGGCAGAGUUCUGAUCUGGUGAAACACCAGCGAACGCACACUGGUGAGAAGCCCUACAAGUGUGCCAUCUGUGGCAAGGGCUUUGGUGACAGUUCUGCCCGCAUAAAACACCAGCGGACACACCGGGGGGAGCAAGCCCCCCGGCCAGUGGUGCCCCGCCGGCAGCCAUCUCGAGCAGCCACAACAACUGCACAGGGACCCAAGGCCCAGGACAAGCCAUAUAUUUGCACUGAUUGUGGCAAACGGUUUGUGCUAAGUUGCAGCCUCCUGAGCCACCAACGCAGUCACCUGGGUCCCAAACCCUUUGGCUGUGAUGUGUGCGGAAAGGAGUUUGCCCGGGGCUCCGAUCUGGUGAAACACCUGCGGGUGCACACAGGAGARAAGCCCUACUUGUGCCCUGAAUGUGGCAAGGGCUUUGCUGACAGCUCUGCCCGGGUUAAGCACCUCCGCACACACAGUGGCGAGAGACCUCAUGCCUGCCCAGAAUGUGACCGCACCUUCAGCCUCAGUUCCACACUUCUUCGCCACCGCCUCACUCACAUGGAGCCCCAGGACUUCAGCUUUCCAGCUUACCCUGUAGCCCCUUUGAUCCCCAGCCCACCUCCACCUCCUCUUGGCACCAGCCCCCCACUGACACCUCGAAGCCCUUCACACCCUGGCGAUGGGCCUUUUGGCCUGCCUGGCUUGGAGUCUGAGCCUGGAGGCCCACAGGCUGGGGAGCCACCCCCACCACUGGCUGGUGACAAGCCUCACAAAUGUCCCGAGUGUGGCAAGGGCUUCCGCCGAAGCUCUGACCUGGUGAAACACCAUCGAGUACACACUGGGGAGAAACCCUACCUCUGUCCUGAAUGCGGCAAGGGUUUUGCUGACAGCUCGGCCAGAGUCAAGCACCUCCGAACCCACCGUGGUGAACGUGCCCGGCCACCACCACCAUCUACUCUCCUACGGCCACAUAACCCACCUGGCCCAGCACCCACGGCUCCUCGACCUCGAGUCCGGGCCCAGCCCUCUGGACCCAGCCAGCCCCAYGUGUGUGGCUUCUGUGGGAAGGAAUUCCCCCGGAGCUCAGAUCUGGUCAAACAUAGGCGCACACAUACUGGGGAGAAGCCAUACAAGUGUGCAGAGUGUGGCAAGGGUUUUGGUGACAGUUCUGCCCGUAUCAAGCACCAGCGAGGGCACCUGGUUCUGAGGCCCUUUGGGAUAGGGGAUGGUCGGGCAAGGCCUCUCAAAGAGGAACCACCAGUGGGACUAGAAUGAUAGGGUCCAGGGAAGGUGGAAGCCCAGGAAACCAAAGGGAGGGUUAUCUGCUGCUGAAGCAGAGUAGAAAGGGCCUGGGAGGUGGUGGGAGGGAAACGAAGGGGAAGAAAUGGGAGAAAGGAAUGAAUAGAUAGAAAUUGGAGACCAUAACAUUGAUGCUCAGGAAACUGUCCUGGCUUGGUGUUAGGACCUUGCCAGUAUGGGCUACACCCUCAAAUUCUAGAACACUGCCUAGCACGCAGUAAGCACUCAGUAAAUACUAAUUUGAAAUUUAGAAACUGGCCUUAGCCUGAAAACUCUUUAAAGAACUCCAAAUUCCUGCUGCUUGACUGAUAAGAACUACUCCUCCCAAACUUGCCAUGGGAGACCAACACCCUGAAUCAAUUUGUUUGACCCUAUGAGGUGCAGCAAAGGGAAAUCUGGAAUUUAYGGUGUCAAAUGAGGCAGGGCAUCUUGAUCAUCAUGAUGGGGACAGUAUUGCUGUAUGGUAGGUAGAUCAACUCCUAACCUUGGGUCACUGGACAUGGUCUUAGCCAGGAAGAGCACUCUUGGAUAGAACCCAGAUCUAUGUCCCUUGAGGACCUGGACCCACCCUGACACCUGGUCACUGGUGAAAUAGCAGGAGGAGUGUUCAUGGCAUCCAGCCUGAAUGCUACAUCCAGGUUCUGGUGGCCAUCAGCAGAAACCAGCUGAUUGGGCAAGGGCAGGACUAGAGAGAGGAGAAGCCCCAGAGGCUAGGGAUGCUGCAAGGCCUGACAGCCAUUUUCAUGUGUCUCCUUACUAAUAAACUGUUUCUUGUCUGA
This is a messenger RNA of Urocitellus parryii (Arctic ground squirrel), 2839 nucleotides long. It is a transcript of the gene Znf48, whose product is annotated as zinc finger protein 48. The record is from RefSeq and is a predicted model, not a curated record. NCBI's taxonomy places the organism in Eukaryota, Metazoa, Chordata, Mammalia, Rodentia, Sciuridae.